Messenger RNA from Lolium rigidum, 1152 nucleotides. Its product is annotated as F-box/LRR-repeat protein At2g43260-like. NCBI's taxonomy places the organism in Eukaryota, Viridiplantae, Streptophyta, Magnoliopsida, Poales, Poaceae. The transcript has a single exon. The record is from RefSeq and is a predicted model, not a curated record. Gene Ontology annotation, molecular function: protein binding. Bases 1 to 1152 code for a protein of 383 amino acids.
AUGCCGGACAGCAGCGGCGCGACCGUUUUUGACGACCUGCCGGAGUGGCUCGUCGUCGACGAGAUCCUCUUCCGGUUGCCGCCAAAGGACGUACUCCGCUGCCGCGCCGUCCGCAGGUCGUGGCGCAGCGGCACUUCCACCGACAAGUUCAUCCUCGACCACCACCGCCGCCAGCCCUCGCUCCCCAUCAUCAGACACCGGGAGGGCCUCUGCCGCUUCCCAGUCCUCAGUGGCGCUGCUGCCGAUGUCUGCAGUGAUAAAAAGAUACGGCCCUUCGUCCGGUACACCCCUACUACCAUAGUCGACGUUAUACACCACGGCGCUUGUGACGGCCUCCUCAUCCUAUCGGAGCAAGGUGAUUUCUACAUCUGCAACCCGACCACCCGCAGGUGUGCUUCUCUGCCACAUCCUCCACUACGACCAGGCUUCAGCACGGUCACCGUAGUCGCCUUCUACCGGCACCACACAUCUGGAGAACACCGGGUGCUCUGGGUGGUCAUGAGCCACGCCAGAGUUGAGUUUGAAUCGCCUGAUUACUUCGUCCUCACGGUGGGAUCAGACAAGCCAAGAUUCAUCCAAUGGCCGAUAGGUUCUCCUGCCGCUGAGUCCUCCACUUUCCCACCAGUGCAUCAUCGUGGUAGCCUGCACUGGCCAAUGGGCCUCAGCAUUACCGUAUUUGACACCGUAGCCGAGACAUUCCGCCAGAUGAGCCGUCCGGCACAGCUGGGCGAUAAUGAUAUGGUGGCAUUGCUGGACAUGGGUGGAGCCCUUGCUUUGUCAAGCACCACCCCUGAAUGCGUCACUCUAGAUGUCUGGGUCUUGCAGGACUAUGACGCCGAGACCUGGGGCUUUCAGUACCGGAUUAACUUGCGAGCUAUUGUGGCAGCACCGCCGCUUGAUUUGCGCCUGAAAUAUGUCCCGAGUAUGGUUGCGAUCAACGAGCGCGAGCUGUUGAUCCAGGUGGGUUGGCGUCUGUUGCAUUGCGGCAUCGAUGGCACGUUUCUAGGAAAUGUUGAGAUCGAAGAGCAUGAAAACUACCUCACACUUACUAAGCAUCGCCUCCAAGAGAGCAUGAUUUCACUUCCAUUGUUUGAGAGGCAACAACAAGAAGAGGCUGUCAACAAUGUGCCUCCAUUCCUCAUUGUGCUGUAA